Messenger RNA from Hevea brasiliensis (rubber tree), 1394 nucleotides. RefSeq lists its product as uncharacterized. The record is from RefSeq and is a predicted model, not a curated record. Gene Ontology annotation, molecular function: S-adenosylmethionine-dependent methyltransferase activity. Lineage: Eukaryota; Viridiplantae; Streptophyta; Magnoliopsida; Malpighiales; Euphorbiaceae. Bases 206 to 967 code for a protein of 253 amino acids. The transcript is spliced from 9 exons.
GACUCAUACUGUGAGACAAUACGGCGUGGUUUGCUACAUAUGACAACACUCUGAUUGACGAAGAAAUGACUACAAUACCCUUCACAUCUAUUCCACCGACGGAACGAUGAAAUGGAAUGAUGAUGACUGAUGACCGUCGCUCGCUCGAUAGGAAAUUGCGGUGCCUAGAAGAUCAAAGGAGCGCCGAGCAGUUGGAGAGUGUGAGAUGACAAUGGGAACACCGACGCAGGCAUACGGUGAGCCAUGUUACUGGGAUAACAGAUAUGCCAAUGAAUCAGGGCCCUUUGAUUGGUAUCAGAAGUAUGCUUCCUUGGCUCCCCUCAUCAAUCUCUACACCCCUCGCCACCACCAUCCUCGAAUCCUCGUCAUUGGAUGUGGCAACUCAGCGUUUAGCGAAGGAAUGGUAGACGAUGGAUACGAGGAUGUGGUAAACGUCGAUAUAUCCUCUGUGGUUAUUGAAGCUAUGAAGAAGAAGUACUCUAAUCGUCCUCAAUUGAAAUAUAUUCAAAUGGAUGUCCGAGAUAUGAAUGCUUUUCAAACAGGUUCCUUUGAUGCUGUUAUUGAUAAAGGAACUCUAGACUCUAUCUUGUGUGGAAAUAACUCAAGACAAAAUGCUGCCAAGAUGUUUGAAGAGGUUUGGAGGGUCCUCAAGGAUAAAGGAGUAUAUAUCCUGGUUACUUAUGGAGCUCCAGUGUAUCGCUUAUGCAUGUUGAGAGAAUCUUGCUUGUGGGGGAUAAAACUCCAUGUGAUAGAAAAGCUUUUGUCUGGAGGAGUCUCUGAGCAUCCAAUAUGGGAGUUGACAAAUCCUGUUCUGCUUGAUGACAAUGGUAACUCAGUAGAAGCGACACUUGGAAAGAACCCUGAUGUUCACUACAUUUAUGUUUGCACAAAGGAUGAAUCUUUGAAGCCAAGCCAAAAACACGAUGAGGCAGUUGAAUGGGAAGUGUUACGAUGUCCAACUCAAUAAAGUGUGUGCUGGUGCAUGAAGUUUCUGGCAUUGUAGGCUUUGGAUCCCUUGCAUUGCAAGGGCCAAGGAGGUUUUUCAUGGUUUGAACCUUUGACAUCCAGGUCACGGUGAAGUAACCUUACCUUGUACCAAGGCUCAUCCUCAGCCAACAUGUUGCAAUGCAACUCUGUUUCUUUUAUGUGAAUAAUUGGACAUCCUAUGCUGACAUAAUAAUUGUUGGUUCAGUGGAUGUUAUCUGUAUUAUGAUUAGCCAUGACUUCAUUUUAGCCCUCAACUGAUAUCUUGAUGGGACUGUAUGCCAAAGCAAAAUGUAAUAUUUUACUAUUCUCCAUUUUCCACUAGAUUGGCUUGUAUUUAUGAUUGUGUGACUAUUUAGAUUAUUUACUUUUGAAUGAUGAAUUCUUUUGGUUGCUUGUGCUGAUGGAUA